UACUUGAUUUACCUUCUGUCUGAAGAUUGUCUUCCUGCUGUGAUCAAAGAUCGGGUAUGUAACUGGAAUAUUUACACCAAAUAACCGUUACACCAGUGUAGACAGUUCAUAGUAUUAGUACAAAAUUGUGUGACUGUAAAGAUUAGCAUGAAUAUUGAAGACUGUCUCUGUGGACCACUUACACUACUAACUUGUUAAAUGAAGCUUCGACAUCAUGUCUUCCGACUGCGACCUGUGUCACACCAGAGACGUAGUAGGGUAUAACGUCUCUGGUCACACCAGCAGGGUAGAACAAACGAAAGAAUUUAUUUACACUACGUGCAUAUCACGGCCUGCAGCUUACACGACACCUGUUCGCUCACUAAACACUUUGAUAAGAUUUGUUCACUGCCUGGCUUUUCAGUUGCCGGGCGUCAAAAGAAAGUACAAAAAAAAAAAAACCACAAAAGAAAAACAAAACAAAAAAACCAAACAAACAAAGAAAAAAGAAAAAAAUCCGUCUAGUUGACAACAUCAACCAUCACGGUUACCAAACUUUGUCCUGAGUUUCGGUGAGCAAAGCGCACGCGUUACAUCCGUAGAGCAGGAUGGACACUACCAGGUAUUGUACAGCUUGUCCGUGGUAUCGAACGUAUUGCUAUGGCUAUGCCAGAUACUAUCUAGUCUAGCCAUUGCCACUGUUGUUGUUGCGAUCUUGAUGCGGGUAUCUGGCGAAGCGACUGUCGUCCUUGGAGAGGGUGGUUGCUAAGUAUCUGAAGCUGAUGAGCUGUUCAAGCUGUACCCAGUUUAUAUAGAACUUUGUCACUGCCUGGAUCAUAACUCUGGUCUUUUCAGUGCUGGUCUCAAUUCCAUAUGCAUUUGAAUCGUCUGUCAGUCUAUUGAUGAGGUCUGGAAGUUCUUUGUUAGUGCCUUUUUUACUACUUCUUCUUCUUGGUCCUAUUGGCCCCCAGUGGAGCAUAGGGCCGCAACCAGCCCGCCAUUGGACCCGGUUCUGGAGAAGGAGAAGCAAAAAAGGUCUCCUGUUUCCAACACACUUUGUUGUAUGAGAGGAGGACAUCUCUAGCCAUGGCUGGACCUCAGCCACCUUCAUCACAACAGGGCAAACGCCAGAAGAAGGUCGCUGGUGGAGGUCGGGUCAAAGUUUACCUACACGCAGUGACUGAUGAACAUGCUGAACUUCUUACAGAUGUUGGAAAUAAAUGUCCACUUGAAGAGAUCGGUAAGAAGACAGGCACUGAUGUACAGUUCGACCCUCACCCCUCACCUGUACCAGGUAUGAAGAUUAUCAUCAUCCGCGGUGUUCCAUCUAAGAUCGAGGCUGUGGUCAGACUCAUCCGUCAGGUGACUGGUGUUCAGGACACACUGCCAGACCAAGCCCAGACAUUCUGGCUCCAGUGGGUUAAGGCAUCGUACCCUGAUCUCCAGUCUCGCGCCUACUUCCUGCCUCCUGUCUACUUCAACCGCGUGCCGAUGACCAGAGAGACGGUUGCUGGUCAGGAUAUCAGAGUCCUUGACUCCCGCUAUGAAAAAGCAAGUCAACGAAGUGGUCUUUUACAAAAAAAAGGAUCUUUACUAAAGUCAUCAAAAACACACGAUCCACAACAUCAAGAUGUCUUAACCUCAAACACGCAGGUGACAACUCCAUCAGAAACAGCUGAGACUUCCAUUUCUCAACCUGCUACUGUCCAGGACAGUGACAUCAGAGAUGACACAGCCAUGAAUCAAGUUCUCUUCUGUCUUCAGAGUUUGUCAGAAAAGAAAGGAGAAGUCUUAUUUGGAAUCACUCGACUCCACUUCGGACAAUAUCUGAGUGAACCUGGUUUUGCUGUGGCGGCUGCCCAGUUACCCCGAGCCUCCAGCCUACCUCCUGACUUGCCACACAACUGGAAACAGGGAAAAUUUGAUGUGCUUCUUAUUCACAGACAUUACGGUCUUGUCGUCUGCAAUGUCAUGUCGUUCGGUGACAUCACAAACGAUCAUAAAAUGUCAAAAGAGGAUGUUGAGAAGACCAUUAGAAAGAAGCUGAGAGACGCUGUGUCACAGCUGGACAAUGCGGAGGCCAUGUUGUCUCACCUGGUGUCCGACAUCGCUCCCGGUCUGCACAUCACUAAGACCAUCGCCGUCCCUAACCUCACGACUGACCAGGUACAGCAGGCCAUCUCUCACGACUCACAGCUCACUGAGGACCUACAUCGCUGUCUAAAAACAACUAACCCCGUCGACAUCACUGGUGUGUGUCUGUGCUGUGAUCAGUUGUCUGACCCCAAGACCCCGUGUGACGUCAGUAGUCACGUGUUAAAGAAACUCGGCGAAUGGUGGACACGACGUGUGACUGUGUCUGGGCCUGACAGUCACAUGACACGUCACGUGUACAGGACACUAGUAGCACGGUAAGAUACACUGUGUACAAUGAGUAUCACAACAUAAACUAACACUGUACGAGUGUUGACGUGUAAAUAACAUUUGAUAUCAAAUGCACGUGUGUGACAGUCAGUGGUGACAUUGAUAUUGAGAUGACAAGAUGUCAGGUCUACUGUCAUCACAUCCUCCCACAACCUCCUCCAUCUCACCUUCAUCGGCACUGAACACUCUUGAGCUUUGAGCCACUCACCCGUUGUUUAUGUUGUUUAUUUAUUAAGUAGCUGUUGUUGUGUACACGCUGUAAACACACAUGUUUAUAAGACACAAGACACAGACUGAACAAGUGUCACACAGUCAAGUAUACAAGGAUGUCUGUCUACUAGUCUCCCGCCACCUGGUGAGUGUCUGUCUCACCA
Molecule: messenger RNA, 2777 nt
Organism: Pomacea canaliculata
Lineage: Eukaryota; Metazoa; Mollusca; Gastropoda; Architaenioglossa; Ampullariidae
Exons: 5
Coding region: 1066-2394 (442 amino acids)
Source: RefSeq, a predicted model, not a curated record